Aaosphaeria arxii CBS 175.79 is the source of this 909-nucleotide messenger RNA. RefSeq lists its product as uncharacterized. NCBI's taxonomy places the organism in Eukaryota, Fungi, Ascomycota, Dothideomycetes, Pleosporales. The record is from RefSeq and is a predicted model, not a curated record. The transcript is spliced from 6 exons. The coding region runs from base 1 to 909 and encodes 302 amino acids.
AUGAUCCAGGCACGGCAUCAAACAAUACAGGAAAUGUUCCCAGGGAUAAUGGUUAUAGGAUUCAUUUUCGAUGUUGGCGUAAUGGGUACGCAACUAGCACUUUCCUCCCGCUAUCGCCACAUUUGGGAUACACCAGUGUGCGACCUUAUGGGGGAUUAUAUGAAGAUAUUCUCUAGUGUCAAAGCCAUGAAGACUGGAUCUAUUUUUGGCAUAAUCAUGGCCUUCUUUGCUUACGUUCCUGCAUCCUUGGUCCUAUCCUACUAUAAUGCUCCACACGUAGGCCAAUCGUGGGAUGAGCUGGUAGUCAAUGGAAUGACACACAAAGGAAUUCCAGGCGGCAUUACGAUUGGGGCUGCGUCAGUUUUAGUUGAUAUAUACAUAUUUAUCCUGCCGCUACCUACACUGGCACGACUCCAUUUGCCACUAGCCAAGCGCGUCCAGGUCAUAUCGCUCUUUGCCACAGCAUUCAUAGGUGUGGCUGCAAGCGUUGUUUGUCUAGUAUAUAGAAUUAAGCUUCUCUGGCUCAGCGACGCUACCUGGCAAGCAGGCGUUGUAGCAAUUCCGAUAAUCAUCGAGAAUAAUGUUGCAAUUAUAGUAGGAUCAUUGCCUGCCUUUGCAAGUUUUCUACGGAAAUAUGUUGCCGGGUCAUCCGUCUACCACUCAAUUCGUGCAGUGAUGGUCUCUUCCAACCUGUACUCUCCAAAAGUCUGGCAACAGAAAAAGACUCAAGACACUUUUGGAAGCCCAAAAAGGGCAAGGAAAACAUCGUCUUAUUACGAAUUGUCAGAAUUCACUGUUAGGCCAGGCGCUGGAGUGUCACUUGCAUCAAACAUGGAGCCGGAUAUUGCGCAUCAUGAUGGAAUCGGGAUCAAGGCUACGUCUGUAAAUAAGCAAAGUGAAAUAGUGUAA